AUGUCCUUGGACAAAGAUACAUAUGAACCUGAUCAAAUAUACACAAUCUAUCAAGAAUAUGCGAAACGAUUGUUAUUAUCUCGGAGACAUCAUCUAUCUAUCUAUCUAUCUAUCUAUCUAUCUAUCUAUCUAUCUAUCAUCUAUCUAUCUAACAUUUUCAACAGAACUUUCACAUCGAUCGAUCUAUCUAUCUAUCUAUCUAUCUAUCUGCACUGCCGGAGGCAGGCGAAGCUUCCUUUGAGUUUCGGAGGCCUGGGCCUUCGAUCAGCGGCAGACUUGGCUUUUCCAUCAUAUCUUUCUUCACUUUCUUCCAGUCGUGAAUUCAUUGAUGAGAUACUUGGUGGAUCGUCUCAUUGUUUCUCGGGUAGUUCUUUUGAACAAGCUUGCAGCGUCUGUGCCCAAGAAUGGCUUUCUAUCCCACAAGACACAUCAAAACAGAAAAGCUGGGAUAAAAUAACAUGCGAGGCUAAUUUUACUAAUUUGAAGCUCUCCUUGAUCAGCGCUGCCUCGCCAGUCUACUAUCUGCUUUACAACCGAGCAGUGGCGCCUGGCUCAACGCAGUGCCCUCUUCAUCUACCGGUACCCUUCUAG
This is a messenger RNA of Acanthosepion pharaonis, 591 nucleotides long. NCBI's taxonomy places the organism in Eukaryota, Metazoa, Mollusca, Cephalopoda, Sepiida, Sepiidae. The record is from the annotation of a GenBank genome assembly.